Molecule: messenger RNA, 10879 nt
Organism: Pelobates cultripes (western spadefoot toad)
Lineage: Eukaryota; Metazoa; Chordata; Amphibia; Anura; Pelobatidae
Source: the annotation of a GenBank genome assembly
GCUGGCUGAGAUUCAUAGGGGUUGCUGGAAGGGAAGCUAAUGUCUGUCACAAUCCCAAAGUAAUAGCGUGGGAGGGUUUUGUAUGGCUGCCUUUCCAGCCUUCCUUUAUAUCUCCGCCUCCUCUUCAUGGUGUGACUAAGCAAGCUGGGCUUUUGUUCUGCUGGGAUCAGACCAGACAAGUCACUAGUAAGUGCUUUAUUUCUAUUUGUACAUUUAACAGUUUUUGUGACAUUUGGGUGAAGUAUUUUAUGUAUAGCAUGUAAAGGGGUAGAGCGAGGUCUUGUCCUUUAAAUGGCCACCACUUUCUGUUUCCGUAACCUUGACUAAUGUCACGCCAUUCCCUUCCUGCAUACUUGGAUAGAUCAUAUAUCCCCCUCUAACUGGUCAUGUUUGGAGAGAUCACAUGUCCCCUCUAACUGGUCAUGUUUGGGGAGAUCACAUGUCCCCUCUAACUGGUCAUGUUUGGGGAGAGCACAUGCCCCCUCUAACUGGUCAUGUUUGGGGAGCUCACAUGUCCCCUCUGGACAUUUUGGGGAGAUCACAUGUCCCCUCUGGUCAUAUUUGGGGAGAUCACAUGUCCCUCUAACUGGUCAUGUUUGGGGAGAUCACAUGUCCCCUCUAACUGGUCAUGCUUGGGGAGAUUAUAUGCCCCCUCUAACUGGGCAUGUUUAGGGAAAUCAUAUGUCCCCUCUAACUGGGCAUGUUUAGGGAGAUCACAUGUCCCCUCUAACUGGGCAUGUUAAGAGAAACUCUGUGCUGCAGAAAUGCAUUGCACUCACUGCUUGAUGCAUCCUUCAUAAACAUCCCUAGUUAAUUUUAGGGAUUGCAUGUAUGGUUCUGUGUGUAGAUGGAUUUGAACUAGAGAACUUGAUAAAUUGCCAUAUUUAUCAAGGCAAAGUAGGUGAUGUUCUAAAUACAGUGAAGCAUUCUACUGAUAGAGAUACAUACAUGUGUAUAUAUAUCUCUAUUAGCUCGUAUAAACCCCUUAUUGUAGCACGCCUGUUUUUAUUAUAGGUGAGUAAUAAAGCCGGUAGCUUUUUAACGUUUACCUUGCCAGAAAUGUAGGGUGCAGUUUUGGAAGCCUGUCAAAGCUGUUUUAGGAGUUUCCCAAAUAGUUAUUUUCUAAUUUCUGUUGUACUUGUCAGAUGAUGGGUGGUGGGAAUCAUGAGGAAUGUUUAUUUGGAGAAUUUUUGAGGCACCACACCUUUUGUGUGAAGAGAUUUAUUUUAUGGUACAAAGUGUUCUGCUAUCAAAUAAACUAUCUACCUCCCCUUAUAUAUAUUAGAAUGGCUGGUGGUAAUGUGGAAAAGUGACUAAAAUUGCACGAGUUUGCAUAUGACAUGGGGCUAGGGUUACCAGAUUCAAGUUCAGGUAAUCCAAAAUAGCAUACCUCCCAAGUGUCCCUAUUUAGGAGGGACAGUCCCUAGUAUGGGCCCAAAUCCCUCUGACCCUCUUACCUUUGCGGUCACUACUGUUGGUGUGUAUAACAGAGCUUCACAGCAAUAAUUCUCACAGUACAAUAAAUAUGAGAAAUCAGUCUGUAUAAAUAUGAUGUAUUGUUUUUGUUCUAAAUUAUAUUUUAGUUGCAUAAAUUGUACUUUAGUAAAUCACCUAAAAAUUUCUCAGCACAGUCUGCCCCUGGCCACGCCCCUAAAAUUAAAGUGUCUCUCUUUGUCCAUUUGAAAUGUUGGGAGGUACGAAAAGUUAUUUUCUAUAUAGGAAUUGUGAGGACAUGGAAUCAAUAGAUAAAAUAAUUGACAAGGGAAGCCCAGGGAUAUGAGGAUUGUGAAGUGUGGAAGGAGGGAAGAGCAGAAUGACAAUAGGCAGUGUACCUCUCCCGAGAUGGAGCACUGAAUCCGGCCCUUAUUUGGGACGUAGGAUUUAGCAUCCUGGGGUCCUGGGCAACUUUAAUCUGGCUCUACCUGCUUUUUUUUAUUUUAUUUAUUUUUUCUUGAUACAUUUUUGGCCUUUUACCAAUAAGCGGAAAUAUAGUUGGUUGGGCACUCCCUUACAACUGGUUCCAAGCCCCAUCUGCACCUUUUCCACAGGUUGUCAUUGUUGGGACUGUCAGUGACUCAACACUUUUUUUUUUUUUUAAUAUAAAAGAUUAAGAUUUUUCUUAUGCAAUAGCCUGAAACCUGUUUUUUUCUGGGAGGUUCUAAAUAAGGGAUUGAUAGACAGGACAAUAUCACUGUUGAUUGCUUUCCCUUAAAGGAACACUCUAACAUUAAAUUAUUCUUGUUAGGUUAGAGUAGUUUCUUUUUUUUCUUUUUAUUUAGAUUUGUCUCAUAUCAAACGUGAAGACCUUCAAAUACUCAAGUUCUUAAGGAGGAGUCGCCUCUAGUAACUAGCUGUCACACAGCAACUAAGAGAUUUUUAGCCAAACAUAAACAUUGCAGUUUCUCAGAUAAUAUGGCUGUUGUUUAUAGUCCAAUACUUUCAGGACACUGGGGAUAAAAAAUUUUUUUUUAUAGAGAUGGCAUCAUCAUAGAGAUGAAGUGGUCUGGGUGCCUAGAGUGGUCCUUUAAGUGGUCUGGGUGUGGUGAUGCUGUCGUUUCAACCAUGGAAUGUAAAACAUUGCCGUUUUGUACAAACAGCAGUGGAAGGGAUAUCUACAUCUUUUCCCGAAAGUCACCGUUGGGGCCUCCUCCAACACAACUGAGUCAAACACAGUCCUGCAAUCAAAUGCUGCUUAUUGUAGCAUCCGAUUGGAGGAGUGCAGCAUUCUGCUCAACAUACUUAUCUGUAAUUCAUUGCCGAUAUCUUUGAAGGCAGUAUAGGUGGUUACAGCAAAGGAAUCUCUGUGCUGGAAACGAGGUAAGUAAUCAUUCUUUCACCUAAUUUUUUAUUUAUUUUUAAAUAUUAAAGGGGGGGACAGAAGGGAACAUAUAGUCCGGAGAGGAAAAAUGUUUUUGGGACUACAGGUUCCCUUUUAAAGUGUGAAUUUAUGGAAAAUCAAAGUAAAUGUGAAAUAUAAAGUCAAAAUAGGUAGACCGGGGGGAAAAAUCAACCUGGUUAUUGUGGACUAUAACUUGAAAUUCAGUUUGAAAUCCUAACAGUUCACAUUUUAGUGAAUAACUCUGGGUAUGUCACACCGCCGGUAAACCAUGAUUGCUUUUUGUGUAUGGUAAUUCAUUAGAAUCACCCAAUCUCUGCUGUUUUGGACUAUGACCGCAAAUGUACAUUUUUAUUGAAUUAUGGUUUUACCAACACAAAAUAAAUAAUUUUGGGUUAAUUUUUGGCUCACUUGCACUAAAGCCAGUGAGAGAGCACUUGGAGGUUAUGUAUAAAAAGUGAUGCAACUGGUUUCACGCCAAAAUUGUAUUGCAUUUUCUAUUUGUGCCAAUAAUGAAGGGGUGAAUAUUUUUUUUUAUUAUUUUAAUCGGGCUGCUGAUGUUUUAAAAACUAUUUGAUUUGCAGCUUUUUAUUAUUAAUCUCAUGUUUUUACAGACAAAAAGAUCAGUAGUUACAAUUGUGGAAGGUCAAGUCUUGUUUUGCCACUUAUUGACAGUCACUUAAUAUAAAGUCUCCUCUCCCCAAUACCUAGUCCAAGCCUCUAUUACAUUAUUCUGUUCUGAUAAUGUUUUAAUAAUGAAUAUAAUGUAGUCCUUUUUUAACCUCUAUAUUUCAUCAAAAACACGACUUUGAUGGACAUUUAUCAAAGUGUUUUGUUGGGCAUUCACCAUGGAAACCAGUGAAACCCGCACAUUCCAUUGGCGACUAUACCCAUUUUACAUGUUUACACCGCUUUAAAAAAAAAAAAGUAUAAAUCUCAACCAAAAUCUGCUGAACUGUAUAAUGUUUUUGUAUUAAAUUGCAUUUUUUUUCUUCUCCAAUGUAGUCAUAUGGCCUGAAAUUUGCUAUUUGCUUAACUAUUUAUUCUUUAGUAUUUCUUUUCCACCAGUUUGGUAAAAAAAAAUAAAACUUUAAUUCUUAAGCUAUCUGUUUACACUUGUUAGAUUCAAGAUGGUGGUCUUAUCAAAGGAGCAUGGGUACGUGAUCCUGACAGGCGCUGCCAGUUUCAUUAUGGUUGCCCACCUGACAAUAAAUGUGAGCAGGGCCCGUAAGCUCUAUAAAGUAGAGGUGAGUUGUAAAGUUUUUUUGUUUUUGUGUGUUUAAUGAUUUUUUUUUUUUUUUAAGCCUUCAGUUUAGAAGUAUCAUAAUAUAAUUUCUGAGAAGUAAUAUAGUGUAUUAUAACUUAUUUAUAGCACUGUGCAGUGGGUAAAUGAAACAAGUGAUUUUGCUAAAAAUAAGCUCUGGAUAAAUUAAAGAGAUAAGGCCAUACUCAAAGGUGCACAUGGUCUAAAGCAGACCUGCACAACUUGGAAGUGGGUAGGGGCCAAAAUUAAAUGGCCUAAACUUCUUCAGGCCGCAGAUUAGGUUUUUAGUGCCUUACCAAGUAAUGAUAUAAACUUUCAUAUAAAAAGACAGACAGAACACACACACACAUCAGUGUGUGUUAUCUGUGUGCAGGCUCUGGUCCAGGGCUGUAAUUCAGGACAGAGAGAGGUCUUGGAGGAAGUGAAUAAAUUGAGAUGACUCACAAAUAUUCAAUUUCUGUAAAAUAUACUUUUAUAUAGUUUGUGGGAGUGAGGUACAGUUAUAAUCCAAAUGAUUCAAUCCCCAUUUGGAGGAAGAAGAAUGAAAAGUAUACUCUGCCUACAGUUAAACCCGGUGGUGGCUCAGUGAUUCUCUGGGGCUGUUUUUCAUCUUCUGGCACUGGAAACCUGCAGGGUGUGGAUGGCAAGAUGGAUUCAUUGAAGUAUUAGGAAAUCCUAGGAAAAAAACAUUGUGCCAUAUGUGGAAGCUGAAGCUUGGGUUUCAAUGGACCUUCCAACAAUACAAUGAUCCUAGCGUACCUCAAAUUCCACCUAGGUUUGGUCGAGGAAGAAGCCCUGGAAAAUUCUACAGUGGCAAUCAGUCACCUGACUUGAACACCAUAGAAAAUCUCUGGUGGGAUUUAAAGAAGGCGGUUGCAGCAUGCAAACCCAAGAAUCUUGCUGAACUGGAGGCUAUUGCGGAAGAUUCCUCAGGAACUUUGCCAGGUGCUGUUGUCUGGCAUCUUGUUUGCAGUAGGUCACAGCAGCGAAAUAGUGCUCUACUAAUUAAUGAAGAUGGUUGCCAUGAAGGGGUUGAAUAGUUUUUAAAACUGGAGAAGUCAUUUAUAAGUUGCAUUUUCAGUUGAAUUUGGAGAUACUAUUUAACCCUUUAAGGACUGAGCCAAUUGUACACGUUGUGAUCUAAACAAAGCCCGUUCAAGCGUAAUUCACCUCUUUCAUAUUAUGUGCACCCACACUUAUCAUAUAUAAAUUUGCGCAGGAGAAACAGGGCUUUCAUGUCACAUCAAAUAUUAGUAUAUUAAGCAUAAUUUAAUAUGAAUAAAAUGUAAGAAUGUAAGAACUUUUUUUUAAUUCUGCAUGGCAUUUUAACUGUGAAUGUCAUAAUACUGUUUGCUGUUACUGCAGUAAGGUACACAUAUUUGUAUUCAGCGAUGUCUCACGGGUAAAUCAGUACCCCCUAUGUACAGGUUUUAUGGUGUUUUGGAAAGUUACAGGGUCAAAUAUAGCCUGUUACAUUUUUUCAGUUUAUACACAUAGAAAUUUACCAGACUGGUUAUGUUGGCUUAAAUUUGAAAAUAACUUUUUUAUUUUUUAUUUUUUUUUUUAUAGAAUUUUUGAUGUGUCACUUUAGUGAAUAUGAAUUUAUUUUAAUUCAUUUUAUAAAUAAAACCUGCAAAAAUAGCUGAUCUUUAAAAAGAAAAUAAUUCUCCUGCUCAGGCAUAAUCAAAACAUGACUAUUUUUGCCUCUGGUUUGCCAUUUGGAUUUAAUUUGGAAUUUAGUGAACAACUCUGAUAGUGUUUGUGAAUUUCAGUCCUGCAGAGCUAACCGUUUUUUUUUGUUUGUUUACUCAGUACCCCACUAUGUACAGCGAUGACCCAGAAAAUGGAAAAAUAUUCAACUGCAUCCAGCGGGCUCACCAAAACACGUAAACUCAUUUAAAUUUCUUUUAAAAAAAUAAUAUAGUUUUGCUUAGUCCUAACUUUUUUAUGUUUUUCUCUAUGAAGAUUAACAGUUUAUACCAGUGAUGGCUAAGCUUGCCACUCCAAGUAUCUGACAUACAAUUUCAUGAUACAUUUUUAAUUUGUGUAUAAUUAAAGCUGUGCUGGCAUAGAAUAUAAAGUUCAGAUGUGCUGGGAUUCUGUAUGCACACACUGGGAUUCACAGGAAAAAUGCAUUAUUUUACACGUACACAUAUACAGAGCAUCUCUGGAAUGAGCCAAGCAUUACUGCAGAGAUAUAUGUAUUAGCUCCUCCUGAAUAAAACAGGAACUAUCUUAAUAGAAAGUUCUUCUUUGAAGUGGACCUUCUGAUGUUUACCUGACUAAGGUCAGUGUUCUUGGCUUGGUUUCUGUAUGAUUUAUUUAUUCCAGCCCUGUGGUGAAGCUGAUAAAUUCUGGCGUGACAGCCGGGAGGGAGGUGACCUAAGGACAGAUGAUAUAACUGUGCAGAGUUUAGAUGCUGUGGGUUGUAUUUAAAAUGUAUGUAUAUAGUAUUAUUAUUUGUAAUAUAUUUUAUUUUUCUGAUUUAACCUAAUCAAUAUAAUCUAUUACAUUUUUGCUGUUACACAUAUAUCAACCUGGCUACAUUGGUCUUAGAAAGUAUUUGUGGUGUUUCAUCGCCACUUAGUGAAAGCCAGAAAAGUUUACCUAUUGUGUUACAGUGGAGUUCAGUACACUCCAUCACUGUAGAGUUAAACACAUUCUGUGAACAGACCUACCAGGAGCUCAUGAUUGUGUGGUGUCUUUCAGCCUGGAAGUUUAUCCGGCAUUCCUGUUCUUCCUGGUUGCUGGAGGACUUACACAUCCGGUAAGAAAGUAUGCAACAAAUAUUAUUGACAAAUAAAGCUAGAAUUUCAUUGUUAACACUAAAAGAUGAGGCACAUAAGCACUUUCCAGAAGCACAUGCACAAUGUAAUGAGUUAUUUAAAUUAUUUUUGUACCGUAAAUUGCCUUUAAUUUUAUACAGCUCUAACUGCUUUAAAAUUAAAUCUAUAACACUUUUUUGAGAAAUUUGCUUUUCAUUCUAUGCCUUUUUAGUAAUAUGUUACAUCUGUUAAAUGCAGACUUAAAAUAUUUUUGGGUGAAUGUUUGGAAUACAUUUCUGAACAAUGUGAUCUUUUAGUAAUUCAAACUUGUUUAUUUGCCCUCUAACACAAAUUUUUAAGUGUUUAGCACCUCUGACCCUUGCAAAAGGGCAUUCUGUGCUUCUACGUAUUUGUCCUUUGACAUACACUAUUUUUACUUAGUAUAUUUUUAAUUAUAAAAUGUAUACACACACACGUCCUAGGGCACUUCUCCAAUGAUAUUCUCUCUGUUCAGGUAAUCCCUGGCAGAAACCAUGAAUAUUAAUUAACUGGGGAAUGCUCGUGGUUUUUACUUCCGUGCGGACUUACAUAAACUAUACGUUUUACAAAAUAUGCAUAUUGCUGUGAUGGACAAUUCAGUCCUCCAUCCAGGAUUGAGAUAUAAAUUAUACACCUUUUUAAAGAAAAUAAAAAAAUCGGGGCUUGUUCUGUAGGGACUAGUCUGUAAUGACCGCAAGUGUAGCUUCAAAAACAUUGAAUUGAUUAUUCCUUUUUAACUAAGCUUUGUUUCUGUGCUCACUCACUGUCUAUACCUUCUCUUGUUUUAUAGCGUCUAGCUAGCACACUAGGAGUUGCUUGGAUUGUUGGUAGAGAAUUGUAUGCUUAUGGAUACUAUACGGGAGGUGAGUAUUGUUUUAUUGUCAAUCACAAAUUUUAAAAAAGAUAGUUAUUUACGAGAGAAACCCUUAAUUUAAUAAUCCCGUUCAGGCAGUCACUGACAGUUCUGCCCUUCAGUAUGUAGAAUGCAUCAGCUCUUCUUGUGAAAUCAACUUCCAAGAGGUACAAUCAAUAAUUAAUUCAUAUCACAUCAGAAGCAUGUGAAUUCAUUGUAGUGCUAAGCAGCACUUUCAAGCAGAGCAACCUUCAUAAAUUUUAAGCAUUUUGCAUAAAUAUGGUGAUAGGUUCUUAAUUUUAAAGCUUCAGUUCUUGAGAUGCCCCUACAAGGAAAAUAAACAUUUUACAUUAAAGGGACACUAUAGUCACCAGAACAACUAAAGCUUAAUGUAGUUGUUCUGGUUAGUAUAGUCAGUCCCUACAGGCUUUUUGCAGUAAACAGUCUGUUCAGAGAAAAGUGUUUUUACAUUGCAGCCUAGGGACACCACUAGAGGCCAAUCCUCAGACUCCUGUGUCAGUGCUGCACAGUUUGCAGCACUGAUGUUCAGUGUCUGCAUGGAGACACUGAACUUUCUUCAGAGAUACUUUCAUUCAAUACAUCUCCAUGAGGAGAUGCUGUUUGGCCAGGAUUGCAUUUAGCUCCACCGCCAGCCCACCUCCUUGGCUGAGAUCAUCCCUAUGGGAAAACAUUGUAAAUGGCUGACAUUAUCACUGAUCACAUCUUCAGUUUUCUAGUUAUGUGGGCCUAGCAUAUUUUUCUAACACUAUAGGGUCAGAUGUACCCAUGACCCUAUAGUGGCUAUUUAAAUAUUUUCUGCACUAUACAUUCCAUAGCCUGUACAACUGUUAAAACCUAAAAAGAGUAUGAAGAUUCAGGAGGUUUUUGAUUUCCACAUGCAAUGGUGAAUAAACUUUAAAAUUCAUUGGCAUUUCAAAGAACUGAAGGAAAUCUUAACUAGAGCUACAAAAAGUGGUUGGUUGAGUAUUUCUCUCUAAAGAAGCACAGAGAGAAUUUUGCAAAGUGCUGCCAUCCAAGUUUUGUAGAUAUUUGUCUCUGCUCCUCUCUUCUACUAUGAAGAGAAACAAAAGAUCUUGCCUACUUGAAUCUAACCUGGGCAUUAAAUCUAACUUAAAGUGAGGAACAUAUACAGAUCUAUAUGAAUCAGCAGAACGAGGAUAAGCAAGUUGUAAGAGCUUUCAUACACAGAAGAGAAAAGACAGCCACUAGAGACAGUCUUACAUUGCAUGGUUAAAGGGACAGACAUUGGAUCCAGAAAACCUUUUUAAGAUGACAUUGUCUGGGCCUAUAGUGUCUUUAGUAUCAGCAAGUUUGGAAAGAAGACAUAGGUUUCGUGAAACAUACUUGCUGAAUAAACUAGGAAUCAACCAAUUUUUUUUUUUUUUUUUAGAGCCGAUAACGAUAAUCUGUGAACUUUCAGGCCAAUAGCCAAUAACUUACCAAUAUUCUGUACAUUUACCAUUUUAGAAAAAAUAAACUAUUUCUAAAGGUAAAUGCACAAGAUAUACAUGCCACAUGUAGUGGAUGCAGUGUGUUUAGACAGGGGAGCUGUGUGUGUUUGUGUAGUGUGUGUGUGUGUGUGUGUGUGUGUAUAUAUAUAUAUAUAUAUAUGUAUAUAUAAUGAAUGCAGUGUGUUUGUUUGUCAUGGGCCGGGCGGUCCUGAUCGGCAAUAUCGGUAUCUUUAUUGGCCAAUACCGAUAUUGCCGAAAAGACAUAAUAUUGUCCAGACCGAUAAUCGGUUGAUCCCUAGAAUAAACUAUGUAUAAGCUAAGAAAUUAGAGUAGUAAAUUGUUUCAUUUAUUUUUUCUAUUCUAAAUGUACACAUCUCAAUAUUGAUCAUAUGGAAAAUUACUUUUCUUUGUUUUAAUAAUUAUUAUUAGAUCCCAGCAAACGGACGAGGGGUGCAAUUGGCUCAUUUGCUCUUUUGGGUCUCUUGGGUACUACUUUCUGCUCAGCCUUCAAAUUGCUUGGUUGGUCAUUGCACCCGAAGACUUGGUGUUGAAUGUGGAAUCACUUGAAAGAUGGGACCAGAUUCUUUCAAAAAGAAGCCAGUCCGUAUUGUUCAAACCCCUGUUCUAUGUCCCUCCUCACUUAAAGGAGUGCAUUUGCCAGGGCCUACAAGUCUUUAAUUAAAUUUUGCCAUCACAAAUUUGUAUUUUCUAAUUAAAAAUCUUAAAAAUCACUUUGUUUGAUAACUUUGUAUCAGAUCACAUAGAAAAAAUUAUCUCCAUAUGUUUGUGUAAUAAGCGAAACUAUAGGCACAAAAACAACUUUUAGCUUAAUAAAGCGGUUUUGGAGUAUAGAUCAAUCAUCUGUCAUAAGAAUUAAAUCACUUUGUUUAUUCAAGUCUAGUCCCACCUCCCUGUAUGUGUUACCCGGUUUCAGUACUCUAUUGCAAUAAUGGAAUGAAUAUAGUGUCUUAUUUACAGUUUAGUAGCAAAUGCUGAGCUUAAACUUCAAACACCAGGUAUGUGAACAGAGAGACAAGGAUAGUGCACACAGAAACCAUUGGAAAAUUGUAUACUGUUUAUUUGAAUUGCACUUCCAAAAAUAAAAUGUGCAUUUUAGCAAAAUAAGAGUAUUCUAAGUGGGUUAAAGUGUCUGACAAGAUAGACUGUUAAACAGCCUAUGGUCCAGAUGUCACUCUGAAAGCAAGGAGCUGCUCCUCAUCCUAUAAAUCACGAGAGGGUAAAAUCAAUGGGGUUCAUAAAGUAAAAACUGUGUGGAGCUGACUACACGAGCCGGGCAUUUUAGGCCAAGAUGGAAACAUUAUCCAGUUCUGUUUUGAUAUAAAAUUUAUAACACACUAGUCAAUUCUCUACAAUUUGGGUUUAUUGAAUAUAACUUGAUUACUACUUUUUUAGACCUAUGAAACAUUACUGGGAAGGUGAAUUUGUCAUACUAUCUCAUAGCAGUAUUAAGAUCGUGUUCAGAGAAUAUGAGCAUGCCCACAUCUAGAAAGCCGACUCAACUUUCCCCAUCUCCACACAGACUGUCUUGAGCUGGGAGUAGUAUUCAAUGGCAACUUGCCCAUUCUCCCGGCCAAAACCUGCAAACACAGAAUUCAAUAGAAUUAACAGCAUUCCAAUGUACUACAAACC